Messenger RNA from Coccomyxa subellipsoidea C-169, 888 nucleotides. Its product is annotated as terpenoid cyclases/Protein prenyltransferase. Lineage: Eukaryota; Viridiplantae; Chlorophyta; Trebouxiophyceae; Coccomyxaceae. Gene Ontology annotation, biological process: protein geranylgeranylation. Gene Ontology annotation, molecular function: Rab geranylgeranyltransferase activity. The record is from RefSeq and is a predicted model, not a curated record. Gene Ontology annotation, cellular component: Rab-protein geranylgeranyltransferase complex. The transcript has 6 exons. The annotation marks the transcript as partial.
GAAUCUUUUGAGUACUAUGCAACCGAACAUUUUCGCAUGUCGGGCGUUUACUGGGGCCUUACAGCCAUGCACCUGCUGGGGAAGCUGGACGUGAUGGACAGAGACACCAUCUUGGGAUGGGUGCUGUCCUGCCAGAAGGAUGAUGGGGGUUUUGGUGGCUCAGAGCGCCACGACUCACACCUCCUGUACACGCUCAGUGCCGUGCAGAUCCUCGCGCUAUAUGGCGCGCUAGACCGCGUCAACAGUGAACAGAUCCUCUCAUAUGUCUCUAGCCUUCAACAGCAGGACGGCUCAUUUGCAGGAGACAGCUGGGGAGAAAUAGACACAAGGUUUUCAUACUGUGCGCUAUCCUGUUGCUCGCUGUUGGGCAAUCUCCAAGCUGUGAAUGUUCCGCGAGCUGUCAGCUACAUUGUGUCCUGUCAGAAUAUCGAUGGAGGCUUUGGAUGCUCAGCAGGCAAUGAGUCGCAUGCCGGCCAGGUGUUCUGCUGCGUGGCAGCUCUGCAUAUUGCAGGUGCCCUUGACCGCUUGGACAGGGACUUGACAUGCUGGUGGCUGUGUGAGAGGCAGACGAAGAGCGGCGGGCUGAAUGGUCGGCCAGAGAAGCUGCAGGAUGUGUGCUACUCCUGGUGGUGCCUGUCAGCCCUCAGCAUCCUGGACCGCUUGCACUGGAUCGACCGCGAUGCGCUCUCAAACUUCAUUUUGGAGUGCCAGGAUGAGGAGAGAGGAGGCAUUUCAGAUCGACCAGACGACAUGGUGGAUGUCUUUCACACCUUCUUUGGCAUUGCAGGCCUCUCCCUGAUGGGGCUGUGUGAUCUUGAGCCGAUUGAUCCCACCUACGCACUUCCUGUGAAUACUGUGCAGAGCGUGCUCAAGGAGCAAGCGCUGUGA